Messenger RNA from Funneliformis caledonium, 330 nucleotides. Lineage: Eukaryota; Fungi; Glomeromycota; Glomeromycetes; Glomerales; Glomeraceae. The record is from the annotation of a GenBank genome assembly.
AUGGAUUUCAACUUUGCAAAAUUUUACCAUCAGCAAAAACUAUUGAACACCGAAAUCUCGGAUUUAGACAUUGCCAUACUAUACCUCUCACAACAAGAAACAAUGGCAAAAGAGAGCACAAGUCCCGCUAAACCAAAAAAGGUACCAAACCAUCCGAAAUACGAAGAUAUGAUUCAUGCCGCCAAGAUAUUAAGAAGUACAUUGUCAAUACAUAUAAACUUCCCGACAACAAUGUUACGAAGAACCGUUUCCGAUUGGCUGUCAAUAAAGGCGUCAAGAAUGGACUUUUAUUUUUUCCCAAUGGCACAAGUGGCAAUAUCAAAGUUGUAA